Messenger RNA from Capsicum annuum, 2470 nucleotides. Its product is annotated as probable L-type lectin-domain containing receptor kinase S.5. The record is from RefSeq and is a predicted model, not a curated record. Gene Ontology annotation, molecular function: ATP binding; protein kinase activity; carbohydrate binding. The coding region runs from base 148 to 2253 and encodes 701 amino acids. Gene Ontology annotation, cellular component: plasma membrane. Gene Ontology annotation, biological process: protein phosphorylation. The transcript is spliced from 2 exons. NCBI's taxonomy places the organism in Eukaryota, Viridiplantae, Streptophyta, Magnoliopsida, Solanales, Solanaceae.
ACCAAAAACCAAAGAUUAUUCAAAUUUCAAAGUUCAAAACGCAACCAUCCCACCACCAUAUAUUAUCAUGAUUGUGUUUGUCACUUCCAAUUUUUUAUUUUACACAAUCCCAACGUGCUUUAAAAACCUUCUUUUUAUCAACCCUCCAUGUAUCUUCCUCUCAUAAUCCUCACUUCUCUAUACUUCAUUUCACUACAUGAAAACAAAAAAAUGAAAUUCUUGACACCCAAAAUCAUCAGUAUCUUCAUAUUUUUCUCUUGUAUACAAUCCAUAUCACAAGCCAAGAUCAAAAAAUUUGACAAACAAUAUGGUGAUCCUUUUGAUCAUACAUAUACUCCCAUAUUUGAAAUCAAACAUCCUGCACAAAUCAGCAACCUAGCUCUUCAAAUCACCCCAGACACCGCGUCUUCUGCUUAUCAAAUGUUCAAUAACUCAGGUCGAAUCCUGUUGAAACGACCAUUCAGAUUGUGGGAUAGUAGUCAUGAUGACGGAGUUGAGGAUCUUUCAAGGUUGGCGUCUUUCAACACUUCUUUUUUAGUAAACAUUUACAGGCCAAAAAAUGACACACCAGCUGAAGGAUUGGCAUUCUUGAUUUGUCCUGAUUUAGACCUGCCAAAAAACAGUCAGGGCCAGUACUUAGGCCUGACAAAUAGUACUACUGAUGGCGACGCUUCCAACAGGAUUAUCGCGGUUGAGCUAGACACGUUCAAGCAAGAUUUUGACAUCGAUGACAACCACAUUGGAAUUGAUUUACACAGUAUAGAUUCUAUUAAAUCGGAGUCACUGACUCCGCAUGGAAUUCAACUAGCACCAAUAGGUGCAAGAUUUUACAACAUUUGGAUACAAUAUGACGGAAUCAAGAAAGUACUUGAUGUGUACAUUGUUGAACAAAUGGGGAAAAAUGGUUCAACACCACCUAGACCAAAUGAUCCAAUAUUAACACACAAUCUUGAUUUAAGAAAAUUUGUAAAUCAAGAAUCAUACUUUGGGUUCUCAGCAUCAACAGGCCAUUUCAAUCAGUUGAAUUGUGUGUUGAGAUGGAAUUUAACAGUUGAAUAUUUUCAAGAAAAGAAUCAUGGUUUGAUAAUUGGAUUAGGUGUUGGUGUACCUAUAGUAGUUGUGUUAAUGAUUUUGUUUGGGUAUUUUGGUUACUUUUAUUAUAAGAAAAAAAGGGGUGAUAGGUCACAAUCUAAUAUAUUGGGUGCAUUAAAGAGUUUACCUGGUAUGCCUAGAGAUUUUGAGUUUAAAGAAUUGAAAAAAGCUACUAAUAAUUUUGAUGAAAAAAAUAAACUUGGUGAAGGUGGAUAUGGAGUUGUUUACAAAGGCAAUUUGGUUGAUGAAAAAUUGGAAAUUGCAGUGAAGUGGUUUUCUAGAGAAAGUAUCAAAGGUGAAGAUGAUUUCUUGGCUGAGUUGACAAUUAUCAAUCGUUUAAGGCAUAAACAUCUUGUCAAAUUACUUGGAUGGAGCCAUAAGCAUGGAAAGCUACUACUUGUUUAUGAGUACAUGCCAAAUGGUAGCCUAGACAAACAUCUCUUCUCAGCGCCAGAUAAAGAACCACUCAGCUGGUGCGUCCGCUACAACAUUGUAUCAGGCGUCGCGUCAGCCCUGCACUAUCUGCACAAUGAGUACGAACAGAAGGUGGUCCAUCGCGAUCUCAAGGCGAACAACAUCAUGCUCGACUCAAACUUCAAUGCACGCCUUGGGGAUUUUGGCCUAGCACGAGCAAUUGACAAUGAGAAGACCUCGUAUGCUGAUGAGGCCGAGGGGGUGCUUGGCACGAUGGGGUACAUCGCGCCAGAGUGCUUCCACACUGGAAAAGCUACUCAACAUUCUGAUGUCUAUGCAUUUGGAGCAGUGUUGUUGGAAGUAGUAUGUGGCCAAAGACCUGGAACCAAAGUUAAUGGCUUUCAACUCCUUGUUGAUUGGGUUUGGUUCUUGCAUCGCGAUGGAAGAAUCCUCGAAGCUGUUGACAGGAGGCUCGGGGAUGAUUACGUAGCUGAAGAAGCAAAGAGGUUGCUACUACUUGCCCUAGCUUGCUCACAUCCAAUCGCGAGUGAACGACCGACCACACAAACUAUAGUUCAAAUUAUAUCAGGAUCAGUGCCAGCACCAGAAGUUCCACCAUUCAAGCCAUCAUUUGUGUGGCCUUCUAUGGUUCCAGUUGAUAUAGAAUCGAGCAUCGUCGAUACAAUAUCCAUCACAACACCUCAGUUCAGUUCAGAGAACAACAGUAUUGAGUAUCUAAGCAAGUAGAGAUAGCUAUAGCAGCAUACAUAUUACCAACAGGAAAAAAAAAUUAACUUGACUUUGAUUUCCCUUUUUUAAUGUUUUUUUCACUCUGUAAUUAUGUUAUAUGGUGAGGUUGUCAAAAGAAUUUUUCUCUUCCUUCUUGUUUUGUUUUUCUUUUGGGCUGCAAGUUUGUAAUUCUGUAAUGACAAGAACAUAAACAAUGUAUAUUUCUUAGACCUUA